ACUGUAAGAAAAAGACUCAAACCCCAACUCAACCUUGGGUUUAUCAAAAGAAAAAAAUAAAACCUUAUUUACCAGCUUAUCUUGUUCUUACCCUUACUCUCACUAUUUCAAAUUUGAAAACCGUUUUAACCCUCCACCCUUUCAUUUCCAACUCCCCAUGUUAAUUGUUAAGUUAAGCCCGCGUCUCACUCUCUCUUUCUUUGACUACCUCGGUCACGCCCCACAUCUCCAUUGACCAACAUCCUCCAUAUUUUUAACCCUCUUCUCUUUCAGACAUUUCAUCAAACAGGUUUCUUUUCUUUCUGUCAAGCAUGGAUGAAAAAUCCCCCAAAAAUGUAAAGCUUGAAACUUUGCCUGUCACCAGCACUCUUAAAGACCUUUGUUUGAAUAAUAAUGGCGUUAGCAUUUCCGGGUCUGAUUCUAGUGUUUGUUCUAGCAAUAAUGGAAGUAUUAGUAGUAGUAGCAGUAGUAGUUUUCAAGAUGCUAACUUCAAUAAGAAUAGUGUUAGCAUUAGUUUAUGUAGUAGUAUUUCUGAGUCAUCUCAUAAAAUUAGUCUUAGUAGGAAUGCUGAUUCUGUUGUUACUGACUAUGAAGAGAGUCAAAAGAGUAAUCUUGAUGCAAAUGAGUGUAGUGGUUUUAAGAGUUUUUGUCCAUCGAAACCUCAUAAAGGAAAUGAUAUAAGAUGGGAUGCAAUACAGCAUGUUAAGGGCAAGGAUGGGGACUUGGCGUUAGCUCAUUUUAGGUUGUUGAAGAAGUUGGGGUGUGGAGAUAUAGGGAGUGUGUAUUUAGCUGAGUUAAGAGGGAUGGGAUGUUUGUUUGCAAUGAAGGUUAUGGAUAAAGGGAUGUUAGCUGGCAGGAAGAAGUUGAUAAGAGCACAAACUGAGAGAGAAAUAUUGAGUUCGUUAGAUCAUCCAUUUUUACCUACCCUUUAUUCACAUUUUGAGACUGAGAAGUUUUCUUGCUUGUUAAUGGAGUUUUGCAGUGGUGGGGAUCUUCAUAUUCUCCGUCAACGACAGCUGGGCAAGCAUUUUUCAGAAACAGCAGCACGGUUUUAUGCUUCAGAAGUCCUUCUAACCCUUGAGUAUCUACACAUGAUGGGUGUGGUGUAUAGGGAUUUAAAACCUGAAAAUGUUUUAGUGAGGGAGGAUGGCCACAUCAUGCUAUCUGAUUUUGAUUUGUCAUUGCGAUGUUUUGUCAAUCCUACUCUUGUGCAGUCCAGUACUGGGGCAACUUGCAGGAUCACUUCGUACUGUAUUCAGCCGGCCUGCAUUGAUCCAGCCUGCAAACUCCCAGUAUGUGUAGAGCCUGCUUGUUUGCAGCCGUCUUGUUUCAAGCCUCGAUUUCUCAGUUCCAAAACAGCAAAGGCAAAAAGUGAAAGAACAAAUUUGAUAAAUUCAGAUUCAUUUCCUGUACUUAUUGCAGAGCCAACUAAUGCACGCUCCAUGUCUUUUGUUGGGACCCAUGAAUAUUUAGCUCCUGAGAUAAUAAGAGGGGACGGUCAUGGGAGUGCUGUUGAUUGGUGGACAUUUGGUAUUUUCUUGUAUGAAUUACUGUUGGGAAGGACUCCAUUUAAAGGCAAUGGUAAUCGAGAGACAUUAUUCAAUGUGGUUGGUCAAUCCCUAAAAUUUCCAGAGGGAUCUUCAAUCAGUUUUGGUGCUAAGGAUUUAAUCCGUGGUCUGCUUGUGAAGGACCCUCAAAAGAGAUUAGGUUUCAAAAGAGGUGCCACAGAGAUCAAGCAGCAUCCUUUCUUCGAAAGUGUUAAUUGGGCUCUUAUUCGCAGUACGCAUCCUCCAGAAAUCCCUAAACCCAUCGACCUCUCAUUUCUAAACCAAGCAUUCAAGUCAUCCUUGCCUCCAAAUGAGAAGGGAGCCACAGACUCAGACAGGUCAUCUGGUCCUUACUUAGAUUUUGAAUUUUUCUGAAUUUUGGCGGGAAGCUACAGUGGUUAUUCUUGAGGUGGUUAGUUAGAUUGUUGAUGUGUGUAUUCAUGUUCUCAAUGAAAUCUUAUCUCCUUUGCCAGAUUACUUGCCUUUUGCAUCAAAAGUAAAUGUCUUACUGUUGUGAUUCCUACAGUUGCUAUCUGGCCAAAAACUGGGGCAUGAUAGGGAGGGACGAUGAGCCCACUUGAAACAUGAAUUCCUUUUCAAUUGCUUCAAAAAGAGGACAAAAAUUGAAGCAACUUUUGCUGU
Molecule: messenger RNA, 2189 nt
Organism: Theobroma cacao (cacao)
Lineage: Eukaryota; Viridiplantae; Streptophyta; Magnoliopsida; Malvales; Malvaceae
Product: Protein kinase superfamily protein
Biological process (GO): protein phosphorylation
Molecular function (GO): ATP binding; protein kinase activity
Source: RefSeq, a predicted model, not a curated record